AUGAUGCAGGAACAUGUGUAGAUAUUAUUUUUAUAAUAGAUGUCUCAUGUACAGUUGUGAAACAAUAUCAAAGACAGGCUAUUGAAGUUAUUAAACGCUUUAUUAAAGAAGUAAAAUUCAAAGGUGACGAGACUGGGAAAGAUUCAACAUUUCACUUGCCUAUUGUCAGGCUACCCUUUACCGCUGAAUCAUCAGAUAAUAAAGGAACAAUUAAAAGGAUCAUAGAGCUUAUGUCUGCAAUUAGCUAUGACCAGAAGACACUAUCCAAUGUUGGUGUCAUAGCCUUUCACAAGGUAGCCCUGAAUACAUCCAUUCCAUUCCAAAAUAAUCGUAGGGAUUUAGAAAAGGGACUCAAAAAACUCCUGAAAUAUGAAGGGAUAUGCAAAACACAUGGAGAUAGUGCAUAUGACAAAGCUGUGGAGAUGUUUGAUACAAUUCCAAAACGAGAUCGAAAUAUUGUGGUUGUAUUUGGCGAUGGCCGCAAUACUGGAACUAAGCAUCAAAGUCUAUCUGAACAAGCAAUGGAGAGGUUAAAAUCUGAGCAAAAUGUGGACGUUAUUUGGGUUACAACUCCAACUAAGAUUUUGAAAACUUCAAAAACUGCAUCAGAACAGGCAGCAGAAAUAAUACGUGGCCAGAUGCACAUUGAACGACAUGUGAAAAAAACGCAAAUAUUUGACAUAAGAGACAAUGCCUUAAAUACAAAACUAUAUGAGCAUGUUUUGGAAAAUUAUGUAUGUGAAAACUGAACAUUAGAGAGAAAGUGUUAACUCUCAAAAUUGAAUAGUUCAAUACCAUAGAACGUUAUUUUGAGAUCCAAAUUAAUAAAUGAAAAUUGGAUUUGAACAUUUGAUUUGCCUGUAGAAUGACAAAAAAUGUCUAUCAAUGUCAUUUUAGAUGAGAAUCAGUAUCAUCUCAGAUUUUGAACAAUUUCUCACAAUCGAUGUUAU
Owenia fusiformis is the source of this 950-nucleotide messenger RNA. The record is from the annotation of a GenBank genome assembly. Lineage: Eukaryota; Metazoa; Annelida; Polychaeta; Sabellida; Oweniidae.